This is a messenger RNA of Jaculus jaculus (lesser Egyptian jerboa), 2097 nucleotides long. RefSeq names its product cysteine rich hydrophobic domain 2 (gene Chic2). Lineage: Eukaryota; Metazoa; Chordata; Mammalia; Rodentia; Dipodidae. The record is from RefSeq and is a predicted model, not a curated record. The coding region runs from base 318 to 815 and encodes 165 amino acids. The transcript has 6 exons.
GCGGGUGGCUCGGGGGCUGUUGCUGUGGUGCCCGCCUGAGUGGCGGCGGCUGGUUGGAGGUGUCGUCCCCGCGGGCGGAUGUUGACACUGGGUUGUUGUUCCUGCCGAGGGUGAUGGCGGCGGCGCCGGCCGGCCGGAUCCGCUCUCGGCGGUGGUAGUCUCUCCCGCACGGCGCGAACGCCCCAGUCGGCGCGGCCCGGCGGCCAAGUCGCCCGUCUCCGGCCUCGGCCUCGGCCGCCCGCCCGCCGCCUCAUCCGGCCGCUUCCCCUCCAUCCACCCAUCCCCCGGCGAGAGGCGGUGUACUCCCGACACGCACCAUGGCCGACUUCGACGAGAUCUACGAGGAGGAGGAGGACGAGGAGCGGGCCCUGGAGGAGCAGCUGCUCAAGUACUCGCCGGACCCGGUGGUGGUCCGCGGCUCGGGGCACGUCACCGUAUUUGGACUAAGCAACAAGUUUGAAUCAGAAUUCCCUUCCUCAUUAACUGGAAAAGUAGCUCCUGAAGAAUUUAAAGCCAGCGUCAACAGGGUCAACAGUUGUCUGAAGAAGAACCUUCCUGUUAAUGUCCGUUGGCUACUUUGUGGCUGCCUUUGUUGCUGCUGCACAUUAGGCUGUAGCAUGUGGCCAGUUAUUUGCCUCAGUAAAAGAACACGAAGAUCGAUUGAGAAGUUAUUAGAAUGGGAAAACAAUAGGUUAUACCACAAGCUGUGCCUGCACUGGAGGCUGAGCAAAAGGAAAUGUGAAACGAACAACAUGAUGGAAUAUGUCAUCCUCAUAGAAUUUUUACCAAAGACACCAAUUUUUCGACCAGAUUAGCAUUUGCUUUAUUUAUAGAGACUUUCCAAGUAUGUUGUCUUUCCAACGGUGCCUUGCUUGGUGCUCUCCUGGUGGUGACAUAACAUUGGUUCUACAGAACUGUGUGGUGUUUUUUGUUUUGUUUUGUUCUAUUUUUUUAAAUAACCGCAUGUUCUAUGUGUGUGUUUGUCAGACUGCAGGUUGUUUCCUACAGAUGUUUAAUAAGUUAUUGUGCUCCUUCCUGUUAUGUAUUCUGACUUUCAAGGAUUACUUUUUGUAUUCUUUAAAAAAAUACAUUUGAACUUAGCAUAAAAAGUGGCCAGCCUUUUUUAUUUUAUCACCAAGGUAUACACAAUCAAUCCUUUAUAAAUUCCUUACCAUAGAAAACCACAUUUCCUAUCUCUUCUAACAAGCACGCUGUUUGUAUCAUUUUCUCUUUCCAUUGAAAUUUACCAUAGUAAUUAAUUCAAAGUUUACUUUUGGAACCUGACAUGACCUUUUUCACACAAUUCCUAAUGCUCUGUUUACAGCAAAUGUUAACACUAUGAAGACAUGUGUGAAGUUUUGAAAAUAUUUGUCUUUCAAGGUAGUAAGGCAAGCAAGGUAGACCUGACAAGUGGAUGGCCUGUCUGCACAUGUCCAUCCAGUAGUUCUUGGGCCUCAGGGUCACAUUGGAGCAGCAUUGCAAUCUGUGUCUCUGCAAACAGGAGGAUUCUAGUUUCCAGCUUAUGAGUUAUGUUUAUUGUUCAUCACAUCUUAUACAUGAAAGUAUGGAAAACUCCCUUUAAACAUUGGUAAGAAAAAGUCUCCUAAUCUAGCAUAACUGUAGAAUGGCUAUAUGUUUCUGAAGAGUUUUGGGAAGAAAGCAGAAGUCCUAGAAUUAAAAAAUAAGCUGGUGGUUAAUGUCCCAUUGGUAUUUAGAACUGAUUAUUACUAAGGAAUGGAAGAGAUAUUUAAUAUUAUUUUAAAUCCAUCUAUAAGUUUGAGUCAGAUUAGCUUUGAAAUAAACACACACACACACCUAUGUGUGUGUAUAUAUAUACAUAUAUAUGUGUGUAUUUUUUUCCUUUUUGGUAAUACCUAUUUCCAUGUAUUUUAAACUUUUUAGAUUUCUGAAUGGCCUGUUGUUUUUAUAAACCUAGAAUUAUCCAUGUUUUAAUAUGUGUCAAGAACUUGUUCCAUGCAACUGUGGUAUCGAGCAAUAAUGUGAAUAUUUUUGAAAUUAUAUAAACUAUGCUUAAGAAUUUGUAUUAAGAAUUGGUACCACUAACUUUUCCCCUUGUAUUAAACCUUUUAAAUACCA